Quercus robur (English oak) is the source of this 2477-nucleotide messenger RNA. RefSeq names its product dehydration-responsive element-binding protein 1B-like. The record is from RefSeq and is a predicted model, not a curated record. Bases 193 to 876 code for a protein of 227 amino acids. Gene Ontology annotation, biological process: regulation of DNA-templated transcription. Gene Ontology annotation, molecular function: DNA-binding transcription factor activity; DNA binding. The transcript has 6 exons. NCBI's taxonomy places the organism in Eukaryota, Viridiplantae, Streptophyta, Magnoliopsida, Fagales, Fagaceae.
ACUCCGUGUUGCGCACCCUUAGCCCUUUUUAUAAUCCUAACGUAUAUAUACAAUCUCUCCCUCUUAUUCUUGCUUUCAACACCAACCUUACUUAUACAAUAGAGCUAGCUAACUAGAGUACACUUAGUGAGAGAAAAAAAGAGAGCGGUAGCUAAUUAAGACCCUUUUGAGAGUUAGGUUUGUUUUGGACAUAUGGAUAUUUUUAAGCAAUUUUCAGAUCCACAGUAUUUAGUAGGGUCUGAUAUUUGGUCCUCUGAGUCAGAGAGUGGCAGUACUCGCAUGGUAAACUUGUCAGACGAGGAGGUCAUGUUGGCUUCAAGGAAUCCUAAGAAACGAGCUGGGAGAAAGAAGUUUAAGGAGACAAGACACCCAGUGUACCGUGGAGUUAGAAGAAGAAACUCCGGGAAAUGGGUUUGUGAAGUUCGUGAGCCCAAUAAGAAGUCAAGGAUUUGGCUUGGGACUUUCCCCACUGCAGAAAUGGCAGCGCGUGCACAUGACGUAGCGGCAAUUACGCUCCGAGGCAAGUCUGCAUGUCUCAAUUUUGCUGACUCGGCGUGGCGGCUACCAGUGCCUGUGUCGGCAGAGGCAAAGGAUAUUCAACGAACAGCAGCCGAGGCGGCCGAGGCAUUUCGGCCCGCGGAGUCAGACGUGGUAUCCGAGGAUGAAAUGAGGCCAAUGAGGAAAAAUGCAAUGUCGUCUGCGACAACAAAGAUGGAGGCAGAAGGUGUGUUUUUUAUGGAUGAGGAGGCGGUUUUCGGCAUGCCAGGGUUGUUAACAAAUAUGGCAGAGGGGAUGUUGUUGCCUCCACCUCAUUACUAUGGUGGAGAUGACAUGGAAACCGAUAUUGACGUGUCAUUAUGGAGUCACUCAAUUUGAUUUUUAUUAGUAACAUGUUAUUAUAGCUUAAUAGUAUUGAGUUUAGUCUAGCGUAUAGAUUAUAGAAUGGUUGGUUAUUAGGAAGAUACAAUAAUUUUUAUUUUCCGUGCUUAUUGUUUUUUAUUAAGUGCGGUGUUAUAGGGAAACUAUCGAGGGGGAAAACAAGUACUACUAGGGAAAUAUCAUAUUUGGGGCAAAUGCCAUACAUAAGUACGAGUUAGUGUUCAAUUGAAGUAGCCCCAUAAAAAAUGGGUCAGUGUAAGUGUGCAAGUUAUAUUAGUGUAAGUGUGAGUGAAAGUUAGAGAUGGCAAAGCAAUGUUGUAAAAAAGAAUAUAUUGUAGUCCAUUUAAUGUAUGUACAAUAAUGGAAAAUUUAGUCUACCCAUUUAGGGUAGUUACAUCUAUAAACCUAUUUCUAUUUACUACUAUAUUGAAAAAGCAAGAGGGGUUUAGUGUAGUUUUGAGUUUUGGACUCAUUUGUGGUGGUGAGACAAAACUCUCCCACCCACCCACGAACUCACGCACAGAGAUCGCAAAGGGUGUCGGUGAAAUGAAGAUAAGGAGAUAAGAUGACAGAAAAUCAAAUGACUGGAGCUUUGAGGGAUUUUACCUUGCACUCUUUGUGGAUAUGAAUUGAUGGUUUUUGUUGAUUAUGCCUGCUUGGUUUGAAUGAAGUCUAUUCCAUAUUAUAAACAGCGGUUCCUCAUUGUUCUCUCAAGUCCCAGCCAGAUGAAGCAUAAGCUUCAGUUGCUCUGAAUUUUGCUAAUUUUUUUAUUGUGUUAAAGCUAUUGAAGCUGCAUGUUUGAGACUUAUUAAGUUACAUCACAAGACUUUGUAACCAGGGAAUUCUUCUUCAUCUCCACUCCCAUCUGAGUCACAAUCUUCCCUGGUGAUUUGAAUCAACCCCGGUUAUCCGGUUCAAAUUUAAGAGCUCCUCUGGUGUCAAAUUUUAUCUUCCAGUGCAGUCCUCCGUUACCUUUUAGUUAAAGUCCUGCCGUUAACUAAAUCAAAACGUUGCCGAAGAUUGCCACGGAAGAUUCACACACUGUGGAGGAGUUCUUGCAGGUUGCGUUUGGGUAUGUGGGUUUGAAUCGGAAAGUUCAUGUUGUGAUUGACAAGAGGUAUUUUAGGCCUACUGAGGUUGAUAACCUUAAGGGAGAUGCAAGCAGAGCUAAGAAAGUUCUUGAUUGGAAGCCAUGAUUGGCUUGGGUCUUUCCAAUUUUUGCUUCAGAUCUGCAACAAUGGGGUUCAGCUGAAGAGGGAAGUCAUCGAUCAAAAGAAGAUCACAGGCCCGCAAAACACCCAAUUUAUUUUGAGAGAGGAAAAAUUAUAGAUUCUUUCUGUAAUAAAUUGAGAGAGAAGAGGUCUUGUACAUCCUGAACCCAGAUUAUAGGCAAGUUGGCAAUAUCCCAACCAUAUUUCAUUUUUCCUUAUGAAUUGAGCUAGAAUUAUACAUAGAAAUUGAUCUGAACCAUGCACUGAUUGUAAUGUAUAUACAAUGCAGUGUACUGGACUAAUAAAUACCUAAUCAAAAGGUUUAGAAUCCAGAAUCUACUGAUAUAGGUAUACCUUGAUCAGAGGUAAUACAAAUUCAGUUUGGUA